Messenger RNA from Desarmillaria tabescens, 567 nucleotides. RefSeq lists its product as uncharacterized. The record is from RefSeq and is a predicted model, not a curated record. The transcript has 4 exons. The coding region runs from base 1 to 567 and encodes 188 amino acids. Lineage: Eukaryota; Fungi; Basidiomycota; Agaricomycetes; Agaricales; Physalacriaceae.
AUGGCAGCCCCUGGUCCAGACAAGUUUACUAUACUCGAUAUCAGCGGAAAGUUCUAUCUGAACAAGACGCUGAGUGAUUCCACUGACGAGAUUCUGCGCCUCCAAGGCGUAAGCUGGUUGAAGCGAAAGGCCAUCUCCAUCGGAACAGUCACUCUGUACAUCAAACACUACAAGGAUGACGAAGGGAUUGAGAAAGUCGAUAUUGACCAGACCGUUGCCGGUAUCUCUGGGACCUCCGAGAAGAGGACGCUUACUUGGACAGAGAGGGAGAAUAAUGAUGACAUCUUUGGGCCAGUCAUUGGGAAAUCGAGAAGGGUAAAGGUUGACAAGCUAGAGGAAGAAUGGCUGAAGACCGGGUGGACUGAGGACACUGUCGAACACGGUGUGAUCCAGGCGUACGCUGAGAGCGACACCCCCAAGAGUGGAACUACCUGGAUUGCGAACCAGACUUGGGGCGUCGAAGAGGUCAAUGAUGAACGAAGGUAUGCGCGCCACAUCAAGUUCACUGGGCCUGGGGGCGAAGACAUUCAAGCUCGGCUUGUCUAUGAUUAUGCGGGACCGGUCUGA